Molecule: messenger RNA, 1872 nt
Organism: Sycon ciliatum
Lineage: Eukaryota; Metazoa; Porifera; Calcarea; Leucosolenida; Sycettidae
Product: sorting nexin-27-like
Exons: 6
Coding region: 322-1044 (240 amino acids)
Biological process (GO): endocytic recycling; intracellular protein transport
Cellular component (GO): early endosome
Molecular function (GO): protein binding; phosphatidylinositol binding
Source: RefSeq, a predicted model, not a curated record
CAAAGGACAGGUGUUGUAUGUGUCGUAUUCCACUCGUAGUACGAGUACAGUGGAUCGCCGAUCUGCACGGUGUAUGAAGAACUCGACAUGUCAAAAAAGUUGGGCCUUUGCCUUUGCCUUGGAGUUAUGCUAGCUUGUUUCGACUGAGGACACAGGAGGAGACCUUCUGAAAGGGUGACAGCCGUGGUUGAUUCCGAUGGCAGCUUGACGGAAGCGUUCUAUUUUCCCUUCAGGCUUCCCUACAUAGUGCAGACUUUCAUCUGGAGUUUUUAGUUGAGGACAGGCGCAUUACUUACUUUGCCUGUGCGUAAUUUUCUCAUAAUGCCGGACUCCGAUGUUGAUGAGGAUGCUCGACAAGCCCACUUCGUUGUGAUCAACAGAACGCACCAAGGCUAUGGGUUCAAUAUCCGUGGUCAAGUGGCAGCCGGUGGUGUUUUGCGGCCCAUCAACGGAGAGCUGUACAUGCCUAUGCAGUAUGUCAGUGCGUUGGUAGAGGAUGGCCCGGGUGUGGCUGGGGGCCUAAGGCUGGGAGACCGUGUUCUGGAGGUUAAUGGAACCUCUUCAGAAGGUCUAUCGCACAACGAGGUGGUGGAUCUGAUCCGCAGGUCUGGUGAACUGCUCAAGCUCAGUGUCAUCAGCGUCACCAAGGACGAGGCCAAGCAUCUGGAAAUGGACGCCCGGCCAGUGCAGCCGUCCGUCCCCGACGUGUUUGAGCGAUCGUCAAUUCCGAUAUCCAUACCAAGCUUCUCUGAGGAGAUAACUGAUGCCGGCGAGGCAUUCGUGCAAUAUAACCUCCAUUUGAGUGGAAAGCAGACAUGCAGCCGGCGCUACAGGGAAUUUGACGCGCUUUCCAAAUCGUUGAAACGGCAGUAUGCGGAUAUAACCUUUCCCAAGUUGCCACCCAAAUGGCCGUUCAAGCUCAGCGUACAGAAGCUGGAGCAGCGAAGGCGUUCACUCGAGGAGUGGCUGGAUACGGUAUGUUCUGUGAGGUUUCUGAGCGAGAAUAGUGAAGUACAGGAGUUCAUCGGCGCCCCCAAGAUAUAAUGGAAGCCGAUCUAGAAUCACGAUAUUAUUUGAACUAAAGAAGCUGGCCAACUUUCCCGUACAUAGUAUGUAAAUAGUUUGAGGUGCUGUCUAUAAUCAGUCUUCUCCUGUUUCGCAAUACGUGUGUGCGCGCGCGCGCACACACACACACACACACACGACCACCUGCCGUAUAUGUCCACAUAUCCACAAGGCCUCUCUGCACAGCUACAUGCAGGGUAGCACUGUGGCUUCUCUCGCUGCUGGGUGCACUGGCGUAUGCUCGCAUGAGACUAGUUUCUCCUCCAGACCUUUGCGCCUCAUGCGGACAUUUAGCUCGGCCACUUUAAAGUCUUACUAUUUUACCAAACAAACCUUUUAUUCUCUUAGAUGUGCUCUAUUAUGUUGUCACCUUGCGAGACCCAUUGCCACAUAUCUUGUGUUUUGUUCAAAUCUUCAGUUACCCAAUUCUCAUUUCAGGUUUGCCGCCUGUCGAGUCUUUUCCUGCUCUUUCCUGGUUGCCGUGCUUGAGUGUGGGCGUAUGCGCCCUAUUUGAGUGUACAUGUUUGUACAUGAUGUUUAAUUGUUUGCGUACAGUACUGCUUUCCUUGCCGUUGGAGAUGCUUGUGCGUGUGGUGUAGCACGUUGACUACUUACCUAGACGUUAUCGCUACAGACGUGUAGCCCUGCUUGUGUACAAGCUUCUAGUCUUUCUGUCCCUUGAGCAAUAUAGUGCACGUGUCUGCGCAUCCUGCCCUAUCAAGCUGCUCGCAAGUACAAGUCUCGUAUGUGAUCGGGACCUGCAUCUUUAUAAUUAUAUCUUUUUUUCGUUACGUUCUCUUCUCAGUG